AUGGCAAUUAAGCUUUUUGUUGGUAUAUUUUUCGGGUUUUUGAUGUACACAUCUGACAUUGCUCGUGGUAGAAAGCUUGUUGAAAGGGAAAAUCAACCCCUUGUAUAUGCAGAGGCUUCAAGUAAGAUUGGUUGUUCCACGACGGACAUGAUAUGUGGAGGAGGGAAUAAAUAUAUUAGAAAAGAAUCUCUCAAGGAAAAUAAUGGAGGAAUGUUCGUAGCAGGUAUUGGAAUAAGCUCCAAUAGUGAUAAUGGAGAAAGAACUAAGAAAAUACAAGGAAGAGGAUGUACAAAUGGUGAAGUUGGUUGUAAUGAUCUUAGCCGAAGAAACAGAAAUAACAAGAAAAAAAUCUAUUUUGAAAAUAAAAGCAAUGCCAACAAAAAUGACUACCUCAACAUCGAAAAAAACACCGUCAUCGCUAAUAACAGAAAUAAUGAAAAUAACAACGGUAGCCACAACAAUAUUGGAAACAGAAGUGGUAGCAACAAUGGUGCCGUCAACGGAAAGGUUUCCCAAAAUGGCAAUGAAACUGUUAACGGUAAUGGCAGUGGUAAUAACAAUAGUGUUGGAAUUGGAGAUGAUAGCGGAAAGGGUAACAACUCCUUCAAUUACAGUGAAGGAUCUUCAAGAGAUCCUAAUUCAAGCUAA
Messenger RNA from Lactuca saligna, 648 nucleotides. Lineage: Eukaryota; Viridiplantae; Streptophyta; Magnoliopsida; Asterales; Asteraceae. The record is from the annotation of a GenBank genome assembly.